AUGUUUUGGGAUGUUCUGAAAGAGUUAAUUGAUCGGGAUCAUCAACUACGGCGAGAAGCUGCCAAACGAAAAGAAAAUGUGGUCGUAGUUAUUUCCGAUGAUGAAGAUGAAGACGAUAGCAGGAACAGUUCCAAACAUCUUGAUGAUGAUUAUGGAAACCUGUUAAUUGAAUAUCUAAAUUUUCAAGAGAACCAAUCAUCAGUAUACGACGCAUUUAUUUCCAUGUUGUGCAAGAAAGUGGUAGAUGAUAUGGUUAAUUUUAAACAAUGUUUUACUGUACCAUUUAUAUUUACUCUUAAUUUUAAAUAUCAAGAAAUAUUAAUUUACACCAUCAUUAAGUUGCAUCACAAAUUCAAGAAGAAACAUAUUUUGGAACUAGUGAAUGAAUUUAUUAGUUACAGCAAGCGUGAUCAAAAUUCACAUGAUAAUCUUGUUAUUCUAAAACAACUAUUCAGAGAAUUGUGCCGUAAAUUGAACGAUAGAUCGUUGUUAGAAAUAUUUGACAAGAGCGUUGCAGUUCUACCAAAUCAUUCGAAAUUGUCUAUUGCAGCUACUAAUUCUUUGAGAGAAUGCGUAACGGAUCUAUACCAAACCAAGACGGUAUCUAGACGAAGGACAAUAACACAGCAAGAUUUAUCAAAUAAUAUUUCUAGCAACAUAGUUAAUAAGAAACGAGGUCUAGAUGAAUUUGUACCAAUUGAAGAAAACAAGGAGGACGACAUUGAGAGCAUCACCAAAGAAAAUAGUCAAAAAAAACUGAAAUCAAUCAAUACUGAAGCCAAAUCCUUGAAUAAUGCCAACUUGCUAUCCAAUGACACUCCAAAAGAUUUGAGUACUGAUCAAAAAAAAGAAAUUACAAAAUUCAAAAAGAUACUAGAACGAGCAACCAACCCAAAAAGUAUUACAAUGGACUUGUUGAUUUCUAUAAUCAAUUCAGCAGAGUCUAUCGAGCAAUUAAGCCAGAUUUUCAAGGACCUUAACGUUGAAAAGUUGAACGACUCGAAUCUAUUACAUAUCACUCAAAAUCUAAUUUCCAAGACUGGAUUGGUCACUUCUUCCAAAUAUCUGAGCCAUAAUAUUCAGUGUGACAUAUUUGUACAAAAGUUUUUACAGCCGAGAGUACUGUCAAUGAAACAAAAGGCGUCAAGGCAUUUGUUUUCAUGCUUGCAACACGUUUGUGGAAAUCCUGACUUUACAAACAUUGUUAUUGAUAGAAUUAUUAUAGGACUAUCCACAUUACAAAGCGAAGACAGAUCGACCCAAUUAUCUGUAGACCAAGUUGAAAUUAUUACUAGAAUUAUGGAUAAAAUUCUUCAAACAGAAGGCAAGAUUUAUUUACUAAAACAAAUACUUGAAUACACUGAAAACAAACGAAUGGUAUGGAAUGAAGAAGUUACUAUUAACAUUCUCAACAGAAUUUUAGAAACCAAAAAUGUUGCUUCAAAGUUGGAACCACAUGCUUUAGAAUUGAUUCUACGACAACUUGAAGAAAUGGUCAAACUCUUUUCAAAGUCUCUUAAAUUCUCCUUAUUGAUUGGAAAUUUCAUUAGUAUCAUCAGCAACUCGAGUGGGUCAGUACUAUUACAGUCAUAUUAUCCCUCGCUGAAAGAUAUCAUCCACCAGCUUGAAAAUAAGAUGAAGGAUACACUCGAAAAGAAACUUGAAUCUAUGCGGGCUCAAUGA
Naegleria lovaniensis is the source of this 1683-nucleotide messenger RNA. RefSeq lists its product as uncharacterized. Bases 1 to 1683 code for a protein of 560 amino acids. The record is from RefSeq and is a predicted model, not a curated record. Gene Ontology annotation, cellular component: Fanconi anaemia nuclear complex. Gene Ontology annotation, biological process: interstrand cross-link repair. The transcript has a single exon. NCBI's taxonomy places the organism in Eukaryota, Heterolobosea, Eutetramitea, Acrasida, Naegleriidae.